Messenger RNA from Myripristis murdjan (pinecone soldierfish), 2896 nucleotides. Its product is annotated as microfibrillar-associated protein 3-like. Lineage: Eukaryota; Metazoa; Chordata; Actinopteri; Holocentriformes; Holocentridae. The transcript is spliced from 4 exons. The record is from RefSeq and is a predicted model, not a curated record. Bases 241 to 1230 code for a protein of 329 amino acids.
AGAGAGAGGUCCCUCUGGCAUGGCGACGAACCCAUCCACCAUGGCACGCAGUGUAGGCAAGGACUAGAAUGCAACACCCCCGAGGGGCACCUGAACUGUCUGACGUUCCCACAGCACGUCAACGCCUCCUUGUUGACAGGUAGCGUCAAACCAUCCCGGAAGCGGCCUGCCACUUUCGCUUCGACCCGUGUUUGUUCUUGUGGUCUAGAUGUGUGAGCUGAGACUGUAACUCUUCCUGACAUGCAACCUGAGAAAAACCUGCCGACAGGCCUGCUGCUCGCAGUUUUCCUGCUCUCGGGGAAAACAGGGAAGCAGGUUGCAGCAGAUGGAGCUGUGUCCAGGGUGCCCACCGUCAGGGAGAUGGUGGUGAAGGAGGGCUCCAGCACGCUGCUCGAGUGCAAUGUGACUGGAGCCCGUGAUGACAUCCAGUGGUUCAACUCUAAAGGAGCCCUUCUGGAUGAGGACGCAGGUGGGAAGUGGAAGAUUGAGGAGAAGGGAGUCCUGAACAUCACCGUGGUCUCCUUCGAAGACCGCGGCCGCUACACCUGCGUGGCCUCCGGCACGGCUGGGAGCGCCAACUACACCGUCAACCUGCGCGUGGCCCACACCGACAGCGGCCUGGGCCUGUACUACGUCAUCGUCUGCCUGGUGGCCUUCACCAUCACCAUGAUCCUCAACGUGGCUCGCCUCUGCAUGGUCAGCAGCCACCUGAAGAAGACCGAGCAGGCCAUCAAUGAGUUCUUCUGCACCGAGGGUGCCGAGAAGCUGCAGAAGGCCUUCGAGAUCGCCAAGCGAAUUCCCAUCGUCACCUCGGCCAAGACGCUGGAGCUGGCCAAAGUCACGCAGUUUAAGACCAUGGAGUUUGCCCGGCACAUGGAGGAGCUGGCGAGGAGCGUGCCACUGCCGCCGCUCAUCCUCAACUGCCGCACCUUUGUGGAGGAGAUUGUGGAGACGGGGUGUGACCCGGUGGAUCCGGUCAGGGUGGAAGCUCCCGGGCAGAGGCAGGCGAUAGGUCCGCCGUGCUCGGAGCAAAAGCCAGAAACAGGCGAUGAGGCAUGUGAGGCGCUGCUGUCAAGUCAAGGUGUUGAUGCUGCAGGCGGCCGAGACAUCAAAGUGUCAGUCCACCUGAUUUCUGAAUCUGCAAGCAAGGAGACGCGAGAGGAGAGGGGCGCCGGUGGGGCCGAGGUGCUUCGGCCAGGCUCACAUGGGAGUGAGGUGCAUGAACGUUAGACCACAGCCUGACCACAAAAUCACAUGAAGAGAACAAUGCAUUUUCGGAAUCGUUUAUACAAAGUGUCUGUCCACUACAAGAAGACGAUACAGUCCCAAAAAUUAAGAAACUGGUAAUUUGUUGUAUCAUUCUGGCACUGAGCACAGCCAAAAAAAAGUUCUCCAUUCUUCUUUUGACAUGAAGUGCACAGUCUAGUUUAUUUACCCGGCACUCAGGGAUGUUUGAUUGACGCUGCUUGCAAAGUGAAAAACAGGGUACCUCCUCCCAGUAAGUGCAUGACUUUUCCUCAUUUCAUUGUAAAUUCCGAGACAAGUCUUUUCAUCCCAGCGCCGCGUCGCAUUUUGCUCCGUUUCCUGUCAAUCAGCUGACAGUCACAGGGAGAAAUGGACGUCUCCUCCAGGAAAUAGUCCCGCAGAACGCAUGUGGUCUCACAUGCCACUUUAACUGUUUUUCUACUAUCUAUGUCUUUUUAUUACAGUGUCUCUCCUAGCUGGGGCAAUAGUUGUUUUCAGACUUUGACACCAUCAUUUUUGUAUCUAAAACAUGAACGACAAAAAUUAGUGAUGCGUCACUUGUAAAGUGUCUCCAAUAUUUAAUCAGCAGAUUCGCAAUUGUCCCAUUGUAAACAAAAAUGGUUGCAAUGCUACUUUUGCCUUUUGCAAGCAGUGGAGACAGGGGAACCUACAUCAUAUUGUGUUUCCUGUGUCUGAGUGUCCAUUAAUUACACUCAAAAAUAUCUAGACUAUUUGCUGGGUGCAUAACUGGAAGUGAAUGGGCAUUCAUAUCAUGUGUUUUUAUUGUUGCUGUUAUUGUAUAUGGGGCUUUAUGUGGAAUUUUUCUUUACCACUUGACAGAAAUAUCCAUGGUAAUACUUGUUUGAUUUACACUGUGUCAAGUAGCUGGUAAAGGUGCGCUAGUCUGAUGAAAAAUGUUCUCAAGAUUAAUAGUGCAUCACUUGGCCAGUCAGUGAUUUGCUGUUUUGUGCAAAAGUUCACAAACAGAUAUCUGAGCCAGAUGCUUUAUACCGUCUGGAUAAAACAUGAUGCACACAGGAACUUUGUAUGUAUGUGUAAGGAAAUGUGUGUCAAGUGAAGGAUUCAUAAUAAUGCAAAUGAAAUGCUUGAAACUGUGAACUGAGUGUGGAUUUGGAUCUCUUUGAGUUACCGCGGGGUAUAGCCUAACACGUCUGUAUCUUGCUACUUGAACAUGAAUUGCUAUGCUUAUUUUAGAAUGAAGUUGUUUGGGCGCUCCUAUGAUGGGGCCGUAAUUCUAAUUCUCAGGGAAAGGAAGCUUUUCGAGACAAAAACAAUCGUAAAUUUCACAGAAAGACCCAAAAAUUUGCCAACAUUUGGGUGCUGGUGACAUGCAAGUCAGCACUCAGCAUUAUUACACCAAACAGCCCUCUACUUUGUGUACAGGUGCUAUGUAAUGUAUAUAGGCUUGUGUGCUUACAUAUGGGUGCACUCUGUAUGGAUAUUUUUCAUGCAGUCAUGUUGCAGGGUUUCUUGUAUUCAUGUACCUGUGUGUAUGUGAGGUGAUGUGCAUAUUGGUGGAAUCACAUUUCCUUGUUAAAGGACAAUAAACAAUGUAUCUGUCCACUGAUUGAGCACCAUUAUUAUCAUUCAUGAAAACUAACAAAAUAACAAACAUUCUCGUUAACUGACA